Molecule: messenger RNA, 2085 nt
Organism: Dalotia coriaria
Lineage: Eukaryota; Metazoa; Arthropoda; Insecta; Coleoptera; Staphylinidae
Product: probable cytochrome P450 4d14
Exons: 4
Coding region: 2-1483 (493 amino acids)
Molecular function (GO): monooxygenase activity; heme binding; iron ion binding
Source: RefSeq, a predicted model, not a curated record
AAUGUUCCUUCAAGUAGUUUCUGUUUUAUUAAUUGCGCUUGUGACCAAUUGGUUCUAUCACUUUAUAAAAUUCUAUAAAUAUUUACAUAAAAUUCCUGGACCAAGAGUAUGGCCGAUUAUUGGUAACAUUUUAGAAUUUAAAGACAUUAAACGGACGAUUUACACGCUGGAUAGAUGUAUGAGACGUCUAAAGACAAAAUCGAUGAGAUUGCAUAACGGUUUUCAUACUGGGGUUUUAACUAAAGACUACCAACUUAUUGAGGCUUUAUUAAGUAGUCAACGAGAAAUAGAUAGAGGUUAUGAGUACGAGUGCAUAAGAACUUGGUUAGGAAAUGGUAUAUUCAUAUCAAAUGGAAAAACAUGGCGCCAACAACGUAAAACACUCAUGCCAGCAUUAUACACACAACAUUAUCCAAAUUUUCUUGAUGUUAUCGUUAGAAAUGCCAAUUUAAUGGUGGAUUGUCUAAGAAAAACUUUAGAUCAAUCUAGUGUUGACAUUGCACAAUUUUGUACACUUUGUACGUUGGAUAUAAUAUGUGAAAUAGGAAUGGGUAUUAAUAUCAACGCACAAAAUGGCGACAAUGAAGAUUAUGUCCGUGCAAUUCAUAAAAUAACCAGUAUAUCAGCACAAAAGUUCUGUUAUCUUGUUUAUAACAAUCCUAUGACCUAUAAAUGGACGAAAAAGUUCAAACAAGAACAAAAUGUUAUGAAGAUAAUCAAUAAUUAUACGGAUAAGUUCUUUCAAGAGAGGAGAGACAUUCUAAACCAACGGAAUGAUAAAAAUGUACAAAAUGAUAUGCAAACUGUAUAUUUAGAUGUUUUAUUUGAAGCAACUAUUGAUGGAAAACCUCUAACACAACAAAUGAUGCGAGAUGAGAUAAAUGUAUAUAUAUUUGGCGGCCAUGACACCAGCGCCAUUACACUUGCCUUUGCGAUGUUUGAAUUAUCUAGAAAUCCAGAUAUUCAACUGAAAGCAUUCGAAGAAAUAAAUAAUAUUUUCGGUAGCGACUUAAAUCGACCUUGUACGUAUGAAGACACAACCAAAAUGAAGUAUCUUGAUGGAAUCAUCAAAGAAACAUUGAGGUUAUAUCCACCAGGUCCAUUUGUUAGUAGAAAACUCCAAAAAGAUAUGACAAUAGAUGGCAUUACGUAUCCGAAAGAUGUAACAAUUGCCGUGUGUGUUUAUGGAGUGCAUCACGAUGAGAGUUAUUAUGACGACCCGGAAAAGUUUGAUCCUGAUCGAUUUGUAGUACAUCAGUUAGACACCAAAAGACCGUUUAGUUUUCUUGCGUUUAGCAAAGGUCCACGUAAUUGUGUUGGGCAAAAGUUUGGAAUGUUUCAGUUGCGUAUUUUGUUGAGUACGAUUCUACGCAAAUUCGAAAUAGUUCCAGCCAAACCGGUUCAUUGUUUAGAUUUAGUCAACAGUAUGGUUAUCGGAUCAGCAAAUGGCAUUCGCGUGCGCUUACAAAAUAGAAGUUUAUAAUUUAUUGAAAUGAAUGCAGUGUAGAAUGGUUUAGAAUUUAGAAUAUUGUAGCAUUUUUUAUUAAUAUGUUUAGAAAAAUUAAUUAAAUGAUUUUCACAUAUUUGUUUAAUGUAUCGUAUAGAAAGGUUUAAAUGAAAAUAUUACGGAGAGUCACUUGUGAUCGAUUCAGCGAUCUGAUUAAAAGCACGUUGUGCCGUGAAGUGUAGAAUAAAACGACCAAAGAGGAAGCAGAGAAGAAAAAGUAGCGUUUAGCGUAGAGACAGGGCUGCCAAACAACGACUGAUUGCAUGCGUUUACUACACUGCGCGCGUCCUCUACGUGGUCCCUAAAAUACGCCCUGAUGGAAAUAAAAUGUCUCCUGACUAUGAUUUUUCGUCAAUUUAUGUUGAAACCUACGAUUUCCGAACAUAAACUUAAACUUUGUUCAGCGAUUACGUUAACGUCCUUGACCAGUAUAAAAAUUCAAUAUGUCGAAACAAAAUAAAAAAAUUAAGCUAUUUUAGUACAUGAUUAGGAGACGGCACUUAUAUUAAUAUCUAAUAAAAGAUAUUGUUAUCAAAAAUAUAUCACAAAUAUUAUUAUCCAACAUUUUAUUUCAAUGA